Molecule: messenger RNA, 1080 nt
Organism: Cuscuta campestris
Lineage: Eukaryota; Viridiplantae; Streptophyta; Magnoliopsida; Solanales; Convolvulaceae
Source: the annotation of a GenBank genome assembly
AAUAAUACGGAGUAGACAAUAAUAAAAAUGUUUUAGAAUUAAAUUGAAUAGACGAAAACAUACUCUUUUUUAGAGUAAAGAAAAAAAAUGGUAGCAAAAAAAGAAUACGACGCCUGAGAGAUUCGAACUCUCGCGGGGAAACCCCAUGUACUUAGCAGGCACACGCCUUAACCACUCGGCCAAAGCGUCUGUUUGUUUCAACUCAGGAAAUCUGAAUCAACGACGACGGCCAUCGAUCUUUUCUCCCAUGGCAAACCCGUUGCGGUUAUAUCUGACGUGCAUAAGGAACACUCUUGAGGCCGCCAUGUGUCUCCAGUCCUAUUGGGAUGUGACUUGCCCUAUUGUGCCCCCAAGUUACUUGGGGUUAAGGCUUUCUUAUUGUUGUUGUUGUAAUGCUGUGAGGACCAGCCAAGAACUUCUACUUAAUCCUGUUUUGAUUUGUCGAAAUGAGGCUGAAAAAUGCUUAAUAGAAACCUCUAUCAAUUCACUGAGGAUAAGCCUCAAGGUGAAGCAGGCCGAUGAACUUGAAAACAUAUUGGCAAAAAAGUUCCUUAGAUUUUUGUCAAUGAGAGCAGAGGCAUUUCAGGUACUUAGAAGAAAGCCAGUGCAGGGCUACGACAUAAGCUUUCUCAUAAGUAAUUAUCAUUGUGAGGAAAUGCAGAAGCAGAAACUUAUUGAUUUUAUAGUACAGUUCCUGGAGGACAUUGAGAAGGAGAUCAGCGAGCUGAAAUUGUCUGUUAACACCCGAGGGAGGCUUGUGGCUACGGAGUUUCUAAAGCAAUUCGUCUGAUGUUUCUUCAUUGAUGGAUUGUUAUGCUUUUGCACUGGACUCCUCUGUGAUGUUACUUCUGCCACUGUUUUAGGCACCGCUUGGCAUCAACUUUACCAUUUAACUUUAGUGUUUCCAAAAUGCUAUCCAAUGGCAGCAUUUAGUUUAGCACUUUCAAAGCUAAUCUAUACCAUUAAAAGAUAAAUCUAAAACUCCCAAAUUAGAGGUUCCCAUCUCUUUUGUUUUGUUUGUGAAUUCUAUGCAUACAUAGUAGUGUAAAGUAAAUAUUUGGGACACAUAUUGUGUUGUUU